AUGCUUGCACGACUCUUCCAGCUCUACUUGCUGGCUCAACUCCUCGAUAUUCGUGGCCAAGUCAGUGCCGCUAGGCCAGCAUCUUACGCCCAAUGGGCUGCAGAUUCUGCCAUUGCUCGUGGACAGAGCACAGGUCUUGACUCUGGUGGAAACCCCAAAGUCAUUUAUGAUGAUGGCGAAUUUCAACUAGGCCUACAUCAACUUUUUGAGAAAACAGGCAAUCAGAAAUAUUACAACCAUCUCUUGAAGGCCUCGAACACCAUUGUAUCAGCUAACGGCUCGCUUCCAUCGAGUUACAAGUACGAGCGAACCAACCAAGUCAAAUGGAAAACCGCCGCAGACAUGUUUCGUCGUCAAUUGGACCUACAACCGCGCACCGGGCAAGGCCAAUUCUGGCACAAGCAGGUUUAUGUCAACCAAGGUUGGCUCGAUGGGAUUUACAUGGGCGACGUCUUCUAUGCUCAGUACACGAAGGCAUUCCAAUCCUCUAAUUCUAGUGCUUGGGUCGAUAUUGAAAAGCAGUUUAAGCUCAUCUACGACAAUACCUUGCAGACCGCAGGCUCCGAGCACUACCUCGGUUUGCUUUAUCACGGCUACGACUAUUCACACACUGCUGUGUGGGCCUCACCAGAUCGUGGACACUCCCCGGAAGUUUGGGAUAGGGCUCUAGGAUGGUAUAUGAUGUCAUUGGUUGACGUCCUCGAAUUCAUCCCAGCUUCCAGUGAAACGUAUGCCACCAUCCUGAAGAUUCUCGGGACUCUAGCCCCUCGAUUUCGAGACGCAGCAGAUUCCGAGUCUGGUGUCUGGUGGCUUGUCAUGACGCAACCUGGCAGGAGUGGAAACUACUUUGAAAGCAGUGGAUCUGCCAUGUUUGUCUAUUCACUGCUGAAGGGUGUUCGGUUGGGAUAUAUCAAGGAUUCCGAUGGGACCAUUGUUACUACGGCAAUGAAAGCGUACGAAUACAUGACAUCGCAUUGGGUCUCCGAGAAAAGUGACGGUACUAUGGAUUGGCUGAACACGGUUGAGGUCGGCAGCUUGAGCGGAAACGGCACUUUUGAGUAUUACAUUAGUGUCAACAAGAAGGUGAAUGAUCUCAAGGGAAUCGCGGCCUUCGUCCUUGCAAGUCUCGAAUACGAAUUAUUGAAGUAA
Molecule: messenger RNA, 1149 nt
Organism: Marasmius oreades (fairy-ring Marasmius)
Lineage: Eukaryota; Fungi; Basidiomycota; Agaricomycetes; Agaricales; Marasmiaceae
Exons: 7
Coding region: 1-1149 (382 amino acids)
Biological process (GO): carbohydrate metabolic process
Source: RefSeq, a predicted model, not a curated record